UCAGUGGUCGGUGUGGCGGUGGGGGCAGAACAAAGUGUGGGCCUGUCAAGAGGUGAGAGCCCGCGGCAACGUCAGACAUCAGGCCGAGUCAUUGCAAUGGAUCUUGGUUGUGUCUCUGCUUCACUCACUGGCAGCGGCUGGGUGAGGCGCAUACAUACGAGCAGCGGCAGCAGGGGCAGCAGUCUGUUGGGGACGUACCAGCGGAGCCGAUGGUGCCAGCCACGGGUGCUUGAGGGCCUGCACGACCGAGGGACGCACAACAUGGGAGAGACAGAUAGAAAGGCAUGGCAUCAACACACAACAUGGGAUUGAGAUUGUGCCAUUUUUGGUCUUUCGUUUGUCUGCCGACUGGCUGACCUCCUCUGCUGAUGCGCCACUGAAAAUGGACACAAUAAGGCUGAGGAGGUCCCUCGACGGCGGCUCGGGAAGCUCAUUUGCCAGAGCGGCACGCACGCCGGCUUCUGUGCGCUGCAUUCGAAAGAAUGGCAGGCAAGAAGUAAGGUGAGUGUCUCUCAGACAGCCGUCUGGCUAAUCAUUAUGUCCUCAUACCUGAGUGACGGCGAUGUCCUCUGCCUUGUCGGCGUCCACCCCCAUCACCCGCAGCAGCGCGACCCCUGCGACAUGGCAGACAGACACGUGAAGCAUCCAUUGUGCGUGGUUUAGUGAGCAGACGUACCUGCCCACAUCAUGUCCUCGGCGGCCCCCUCGCCCGACUGCACACACACCAAAGACACCAAAGAAGGACAAUGAUGAGCCAGGCAGCCAUCCAGGCGGCUAUCCAUCGAUCGAUGUCGUCGGUGUGUGUCUCACCAGGUCCUCCUUCAUCAGAUCUAGGUCUAUCAAGACAGUCGAAUCGUCGGCCCGUCUCAUGAGGUUCUCAGGUUUGACGUCGUGGUGGGCAAGGUGGCGGCGGUGGAGGUACGCGAGGGCUCUGAGUAGGUCUCUUGUUAUUGUCUUCGCCUCGCCCUCCCCCACGCAGCCACCGAGCUCCCACACCCCCUGACCUGCACACACACAUGGACACACACACAUAGAGACAGAGAGAGACGGAUAAACGAGUUGGUCAACAAGUCUUCUUGCCUUCCUCUUCAGUUACCCUCAAUGAACUCCAUCAAUAUACACGUCCGACCGGCGCUCGCCACAUCAAAACUCUCGAGGAGCCGUACAAUGUUGGGGCAGCUGGCCAGGCCCUUCUCCGCGUAGAGGCGGUAGGUCGGCCGGAAAAGCCUCUGCACACCACAGAGACACGGACAUUUGAGUCGUGUGCGUGUGCUGUGGCCUAUGUGUUGCUUACCCCGCCUCUCGAGUAUUUCUCGCCGAGGACCUUGGCCGCUUUGCCCCCAGACAGCUUCCAUAUCUCGGCCUGGGCGCCCCUGGUCAGCUUCCCCUCCACCUCCAACCCAUAGAUAUCAUGAAGCACCCCCUAGAUCUGUGUGUGGACGUGCUUCUAACCGCUCACACGUCGAUUGAUGUAUCAAGUCACUGCCACUUACAUGAAGCGCGCACGCCUACUGGCCAU
Molecule: messenger RNA, 1519 nt
Organism: Vitrella brassicaformis
Lineage: Eukaryota; Vitrellaceae
Source: the annotation of a GenBank genome assembly